CAGGGCUGUUGCGCCUAGGAGGGGCUUCUCGCCGCUAGUGUGGCUAGUGUGUAGCCAUUCGCGUGUGGAGAGAGUGGGAGCCGUCCAUAAACAAGAAAAAGAGAAUAGCGCUCACACCUGUCAGAGGUGCACGCCUGUGAUUUACGGCUGGCUCUGGAGCCGUCGCCCCCUCUCUCUUUCUCUCUCAUCUCGGCUGUGACUCCGGAUGGUCCCCGAAGCGACAAGAGAUUGUUGGGAGGCGGCUGGGAUUUUUUUUUGUCAGCGAUCCGAGCGAGUGAGAAACUCUCUCUCUCUCUGCUCCCUGUCUCCGGCGGCGAACGUUCCCCGAGCAUCUUGACGGCUCGCCUCUGCCUCCGAUUCCGCGUCUUCAGCUAUGCCAACCAAACUGCUCGCAGCUUUCUUCCUACUUUCAGUUUUCCAAGCUUGCUCGAGAAAGAUUGACGAAGAUGAGUUUGAAGAUCUCACUGUCAACCAGAAAUGGGUGUUGUCUCCAAAACUGCAAGACCGCAGCAUGACGACGAUUUUAAAUGACUUGCUGAAGGAAUAUGACAAAAAGCUGCGCCCCGAUAUCGGAAGAAAGCCGACCGUUAUAAAUGUUGAUAUCUAUGUCAACAGCAUCGGGCCGGUUUCUUCAAUUAACAUGGAGUAUACGAUCGACAUCUUUUUUGCUCAAACCUGGAUUGACAGUCGCCUACGGUUCAACAGUACGAUGAAACUAAUCACUCUGAACAGCAACAUGGUGGGCCUCAUAUGGGUACCAGACACCAUCUUCAGAAACUCCAAGAUGGCCGACGCUCAUUGGAUCACCACACCGAAUCAGCUACUUAGGAUAUGGAACGAUGGGAAAAUCUUGUAUACCUUGAGGCUUACAAUAAUCGCAGAGUGCCAAUUACAGCUGCACAACUUUCCAAUGGAUGAACAUUCUUGCCCUCUCAUCUUCUCGAGCUGUGAGUAUUAUUUAUAUCAUUGAAUUAGACAUAAAUGUAAACACUGAUUCAGUUAUUUUUGUUACUGACACAAGGAUUGUUGCUUCUUAUACCCUGUGGAACAGCCAGAAUAAUAGUCAAUUGAAAGACUCCAGUCUUGUUAUAGUCAUAGAGUGAUACAGGGUGGAAGCAGGACCUUCGGCCCAACUUGCCCACAGCGACCAACAUGUCCCAGCCACACUAGUCUCACCUGCCUGCAUUUGGCCCAUAUCCCUCCAAACCUGACCAAUCCAUGUACCUGUCCCAGUUUCUUAAAUGAUGGGA
Leucoraja erinaceus (little skate) is the source of this 1250-nucleotide messenger RNA. Its product is annotated as gamma-aminobutyric acid receptor subunit gamma-3-like. The coding region runs from base 374 to 970 and encodes 198 amino acids. Gene Ontology annotation, cellular component: synapse; postsynapse; dendrite membrane. NCBI's taxonomy places the organism in Eukaryota, Metazoa, Chordata, Chondrichthyes, Rajiformes, Rajidae. The transcript is spliced from 5 exons. Gene Ontology annotation, biological process: monoatomic ion transmembrane transport; synaptic transmission, GABAergic; chloride transport. The record is from RefSeq and is a predicted model, not a curated record. Gene Ontology annotation, molecular function: GABA-gated chloride ion channel activity; GABA-A receptor activity; transmitter-gated monoatomic ion channel activity involved in regulation of postsynaptic membrane potential.